UGCAGCAGAGGAAAAAAAAAACCCUCGCUGCAUCGAAGAAGAAGAAGAAGAAGAAAGAAGAGAUCUCGGGCGCGAUGCCUCCGAUCUGAGCCUGAUCUGAUCGAGCUGGGUGCGAUGCGUCUGAUGCUCUGCGCACUGCUGAAAGUCUCUUCUACUGAGCUCUGACAAAGUGAGGAUCUUUCAAAUUCGAGAUCAACUGUCUCAGCGCUGUCUGGCUACACCCAACCAAUGGAAUUAGACAUCAUUACUUAAUCAUUAGUUUUCCGGCAGCUGACUUCCAGCGCUCAUAAACUGCCUUAAGUCUGGGAAGAGAAGAUCAGACAGAAAGAGAAUAGGUCGCUUACAUUCGGAGCACCUGGUGGAAUAAAAGCUCAAGAGAGUUGAAUUAAAAGACUUUUAGUGCCGGCCGUCCUCGUGCCAAGAUGGAUGAGACACAUAACAACAGGACUUCCUUGGUUAAAGGUGCCAAGGACAUCGCUAAAGAAGCCAAGAGGCAUGCUUCCAAAAACUUCAGCAAAGCUGCUGAUCGUGCCUCGGAUGAAUACUCGACUCAUCGCAGCUACAACCGUUUCCAGAACGAGGACGAAGAAGAGAAUAACUACAACAAUUACGCCCAGCAAGACGGCCACUACGCCGACAACGCAGCCAACGACGAGGACGGAGCCUCGAGCGAUGCCACGGAGGGCCACGACGACGAAGAUGAGAUCUAUGAGGGGGAGUACCAAGGCGUGCCUGCCUUCAACGACGGGAAGACGCGGGAUGGUCAGGUAGCGCUGGGCCAGCCGGUUUCUAUGAGCCUAAAGAGCCGCAAGGAGCUGGAGAACGAGAAACAGGCAGACGAGGAGGAGCUCGCCCAGCAGUACGAGCUCAUCAUGCAGGAGUGCGGCCACGGGAGAUUCCAGUGGCAGCUGUUCUUUGUGCUCGGGCUGGCGCUCAUGUCGGACGGCGUGGAGGUGUUCGUGGUGGGCUUCGUCCUACCCAGUGCCGAGACAGACAUGUGCGUCCCCAACUCUGGUGCCGGAUGGCUUGGCAGCAUCGUGUAUCUGGGGAUGAUGUUCGGAGCCUUUUUUUGGGGCGGCCUGUCAGACAAGCUGGGCCGUAAACAGUGCCUGCUCAUAUCAAUGUCUGUCAACGGCUUCUUCGCCUUCCUCUCCUCCUUCGUCCAAGGCUACAGCAUGUUCCUCCUGUGCCGCAUGGUGUCUGGCUUUGGGAUUGGUGGAGCAGUACCAAUAGUAUUCUCGUACUUUGCGGAGGUGUUGGCUCGGGAGAAGAGAGGAGAGCAUCUGAGCUGGCUGUGCAUGUUCUGGAUGAUUGGAGGAAUUUACGCCUCGGCCAUGGCCUGGGCCAUCAUCCCACACUACGGUUGGAGUUUCAGCAUGGGCUCGGCUUACCAGUUCCACAGCUGGAGAGUGUUCGUGGUGGUGUGCGCGCUGCCGUGCGUCUCUGCAGUCGUAGCUCUCACUUUUAUGCCUGAGAGCCCUCGCUUCUUCCUGGAGAUGGGUAAACACGACGAGGCCUGGAUGGUGCUCAAACACAUCCAUGACACCAACAUGCGCGCCCGUGGAGAGCCCGAGAGAGUCUUCACCGUGAACAGGAUAAAGAUCCCCAAACAGCUGGACGAGCUGGUGGAGAUGCCGAAUGAGUCGGCCAACCCCGUGGUCAAGGUCCUCUUCAAGAUCAAGGCCGAGCUCAGAGGAAUCUGGUUGACUUUUAUGAGAUGCUUCAACUACCCAGUCAAAGACAACACAAUAAAACUGGCCGUAGUCUGGUUCACUCUGUCUUUUGGGUUCUACGGGCUCUCCGUGUGGUUCCCAGAUGUCAUCAAGCACCUUCAGGCCGACGAGUACGCGUCCAGAGUGAAGAUUCACAACAACGAACGCAUCGAGGACUUCACCUUCAACUUCACCCUGGAGAACCAGAUCCACAGAAACGGACUCUUUCUAAACGACAGGUUUAUCAGCAUGAAGUUCAAGGCAGUCACCUUCUUCGACUCGUCAUUCGUCAACUGCUACUUUGAAGAUGUCACCUCGGUCGGCUCCUUCUUCAGAAACUGCACCUUUGUAGACUCCUUCUUUUACAACACGGAUAUCGACGACGUCAAACUGACAAACUCGAGGGUGAUCAACAGCUCCUUCCACCACAACAAGACCGGCUGUCAGAUGACGUUCGACGACGAUUACAGCGCCUACUGGGUCUACUUUGUCAACUUCCUGGGAACGCUGGCUGUGCUGCCUGGAAACAUCGUCUCCGCCCUCCUCAUGGACAAAAUAGGACGUCUCAGCAUGUUAGGAGGCUCCAUGGUGCUGUCGGGCAUCAGCUGCUUCUUCCUUUGGUUCGGCACCAGCGAGUCGAUGAUGAUCUUCAUGCUCUGUCUCUACAACGGCCUCAGUAUCUCCGCCUGGAACUCUCUGGAUGUGGUCACCACCGAGCUGUACCCGACAGACAGGAGGGGCACGGGCUUUGGCUUCUGUAACGCCAUGUGCAAGCUGGCAGCGGUGCUGGGCAACCUGAUCUUUGGCUCGCUGGUUGGCAUCACCAAGGCUAUCCCCAUCCUGCUGGCGUCGUCCGUGUUGGUCGGCGGCGGGCUGGUGGGGCUCCGACUGCCAGACACACGCGCCAAUGUCCUCAUGUAAAACCUCAACUCGGAACAGUUUGUUGUUUACCAGGUAUUUACUCAGUUUAUAAUGAAUAACCAGUCAUUUAUGGAUUAUGAUUUAUCUGAAAGGACGGUCAUCCUUCUUCGUAUUUAUUAUUUGAUUAACAAAGCCGACAAACUCAAACACAGAACAACAGUUUGUUAUUCUCGAUAUUUCUGAGUAACAUACCUGAUAAACAAAGGAGAAUGAAUGCAGUUUAAUGUGACAAUGAGCUGCAGAUAUAAAGAGUUUGAAGACUACAAUCAGAAUUCAGAAAGGCCGCUGAUCAGAAACAAGUGCGACUGAUCGGCGGCGAUAAAACUCUGUAUAUCAGCAGCUCAUUAUCUACCACGGGCUGUUUCACAUGUGUCAAAGCUGCAAAAGGCUUGGACUGCCGACAACCUUCCCCUUCCAAAACCCGGCUCAGUCUUACUCGCGUUAAAGGAACUUUUUGACAUUUUGGGGGGAAAUAAAGCGAGAACCAGCAGCUGGUUAACUUAGCUUGAAAUCUGGAAGCAAGGCAGUCAACCAAAUCCUUAAGACCUCUUAAGAUCACUUAAUAACACAUUAUAACCUUUGCCUGCAAUCCUUCACAAAAAACAAGCUGUGGUUUGAUGGAGAUUAGUCUAUACAGACUGUUUUUUGUUUGCUUGUAUGGAUUAAACAAAUGUAGCAUAAGUGGCGACCUUAAACAAACUUGCAGUUCCUCAAACGUCCACUUGAGGCUGGCUCCAGAAGUGAGUCAGUCUCCAUAAGUCCCCAUGUCCAAAUGUCCAACUUCACAGCAGAAAUAAACAUGUUUACAGCCUGGUACAAAAAACAGUUUUGGUCUCUGUAGCUAAUUUCCCCGUUCAUGACAACUGUACCGAGGAUAACUGUUUAUAUAAUUCAUCUAUUUAAGUUAUACAGGCUUCGGUUUCCCUCUGUUUCCAGCCUUUAUGCUAAGCUAAAGCUAAGUGGUGUCAAUCUUCUCGUCUAACUCAACAGAAUGUCAAACUAUUCCUUAGAGAAGUCAUUUUGUAACAGUUGUGUUUGUGAUUGAGGUUAUUAAUAUGUACAUAUUUAGUAAUUUAUGUAUGUUAUUUAUCGCUUCACCAGCGUGCUUUUAUGUUUGCAGGCCAGAGAAGUCGAAGGCGUUUUUAACGAGAUCAAUAUUCAUCGGUUGAUGAUGUUCAAGCCUUUUGCUGCAACUUGCAAGAAUGACAAGGCCAUAGAU
Messenger RNA from Larimichthys crocea (large yellow croaker), 3852 nucleotides. Its product is annotated as synaptic vesicle glycoprotein 2C. Gene Ontology annotation, biological process: chemical synaptic transmission; transmembrane transport. The coding region runs from base 423 to 2633 and encodes 736 amino acids. Gene Ontology annotation, molecular function: transmembrane transporter activity. The record is from RefSeq and is a predicted model, not a curated record. Lineage: Eukaryota; Metazoa; Chordata; Actinopteri; Sciaenidae. The transcript is spliced from 13 exons. Gene Ontology annotation, cellular component: synaptic vesicle membrane.